GCCAUUUUGGUUUUGUGCUCAAUUUUCCCCAAAUAGGUCCCCAGAUUGUCAUCGUUUUGCCUAGAUUUAACCUUAAAGAAUGAGCGAUCUCCAUUCUGCUUGUCUAAGGUGUUGCUAAAAUCAACCCCAAUAAGGUUGUGUCAGAAAAUCCAGUGAUUCUUGCAAAAAUGUAUAUAAAACAGGUCACCAUUCAGGGAUUCCGUAGUUACCGGGACCAAACUGUCAUAGAACCAUUCAGUUCUAAACACAACGUUGUUGUUGGACGAAAUGGAUCAGGAAAGAGCAACUUUUUCUAUGCCAUUCAGUUCGUCCUUAGUGAUGAGUUCAAUAACCUCCGACCCGAGCAGCGUCAGUCUCUCCUCCAUGAGGGUACUGGUCCGAGGGUCAUCUCUGCCUUUGUGGAAAUCGUCUUUGACAACUCAGAUAACAGAAUUCCUAUCGAAAAAGAGGAAGUAACUUUACGCCGUGUGAUUGGCUCGAAAAAAGAUCAGUAUUUUCUGGACAAGAAAAUGGUCACGAAAACUGAUGUGAUGAACCUUUUGGAGAGUGCAGGAUUCUCUCGCAGCAACCCUUACUACAUUGUCAAGCAGGGAAAGAUUAACCAAAUGGCAACGGCUCCUGACUCUCAGCGAUUGAAGCUUCUACGAGAGGUGGCUGGUACCCGUGUCUACGAUGAUCGCAAAGCGGAAAGUCAAACCAUACUUAAAGAAACAGAGGGAAAACGUGAGAAAAUUGAAGAUCUUCUUAAGUACAUCGAGGAACGUCUUCAAACUCUGGAAGAAGAGAAGGAAGAAUUGAAACAAUACCAGAAAUGGGACAAAAUGAGAAGGUCUCUUGAGUACACCAUUCACAACCAGGAACUGACUGACACAAGAAAAAAGCUUGACGAGCUUGCCAACAAACGCGAGAACAGCGGUGAGGUCACCAAGACACUGAGAGACGCUCAAGAAGAGGCUUCCAAAAGAAUCAAGCAACUUAACAAAGAGCUUCGGGAGUUGAAAGGACGCGUCCGAUCGGCCAAUGAGGAACGAGACCAGCUUCUGAAUGAAAGACAAGAGCUGUUCAAGCGACGUGCUAAACUUGAGCUGGCCGUUAAGGAUUUGCAGGAGGAGGUGAAUGGAGACAUGGAUGCAAAGAGUCGUAUUGGAGAUCAGCUGGAGAAGCUGGACAGUACAAUCCAACAAAAACAGACAGAGUUAGAAUCCAUCAUGCCACGAUAUGAAGAGUUAAAGAAAGAGGAAGAACGUUGCACUGCCAGGCUGCAAGUUUGUGAGCAGCGACGAACUGAGCUGUUUGCCAAACAGGGUCGAGGGAAUCAAUUCACAACCCGCGACGAUCGAGACAAAUGGAUCAGGAAAGAACUCAAGUCUCUUAACAAGGCAAUCAAGGAUAAGGAUGAACAGAUAUCUCGUCAGCGAGAUGACAUUGCCUCGGACAUGAAGAAGAACGAAGACCUGGAAGCCCGUAUGGCUAAACUAAACAUCGACAUAGAACAGAUGAAAGAUUCUGUGGAUUUGUCCAAUCGGAGCCACUACGACCAGAAGAAGCGCAAAGAUGAGCUGCAGAAUGAGAGGAACUCCUUGUGGAGACAGGAGAACAGCAUCCAGCAGGAGAUUGCGACCACUAAAGAGGAACUACACAAGAAAGAGCAGACGUUAAGAUCCAUGACAGGAAAGGCUGUACUGCGCGGCAUUGACAGCAUCAAGAGAGUCUUGGACCUGUUCAGAUCGAAGGGCAUGACUAAGGAGCUAGAAGGUUACCAUGGUGUACUGAUAGAGAACUUCCAAUGUGCUUCCCGGUUUAAUACCUGUACGGAGGUCACUGCCGGCAGCAGAUUGUUCUACCACAUCGUUGACACCGAUGUCAUCAGCACCAAGAUACUGUCGGAGAUGAAUAAAUCUAAGAUGCCUGGAGAAGUCACAUUCUUCCCUCUGAAUCGUCUUGAAAAUCGUGAAACCCAGUACCCAGAAUCUCCGGAUGCGUUGCCGAUGUUACACAACCUCCAGUUUGACGACAAGUUCAAGGCCAUCUUGAAUCAUGUCUUCGGCAAGACGCUCAUCUGCCGUAGCAUCGACGUUGCAACCCAGUUCUCAAGAACCCAGAACCUAGAUUGUGUCACCCUGGAAGGUGAUCAAGUGAGUCGACGUGGCGCCAUCACGGGCGGCUACUACGACACGCGUAAAUCUCGUCUGGAGCUCCAGAGCGGGAUCUUGGAGCUGAGGCAGAAGCUGAGCCGAGAGGAGCAAGAAUAUGAAGAGCUGAGGGAGAAACUUCAACAUGUAGAGGUGGAGGUGACUCAACUCAUGAGCGAGAUGCAGAAGAUGGAAACGAAGAACAGGAAGAAUAAGGACAUUUACGAGAAGAUGAAGAGCGACAUGCGCAUCAUGAAGGAAGAGAGCCAGGUCAUCCAGAGGGCGUUGACCCCUAAGGAGCGUCGUCUGUCUAGUCUCAUUACAAGCCUGGAAGCUAUGAAGGGAUCCGCACAGUCCCUGGAUGAUGAAAUAGGAACGGACCUGCUGUCCCAGCUGAGCGUUGGAGAUCAGCGCGAGGUAGACAGCCUGAACGAUGAGAUCAAAACGUUGAAUCAACAGAAUAAACAAGCUCUAGCUGAUCGGAUUAAGCUUGAAGGUGAGAAGAACAAGAUUGAGAAUCUACUGUCGGGAAAUCUGAUGAGAAAAAGGGAACGUCUUGUUGCUGAACUUCAAGAAAUUUCCAUAGAGGAUAGGAAGCAGAAGUUAGAGACGUGUCUGGCCGAGCUACAAGGAACCGAGAUGUCCAUCGAGACCAACAAGGCUCGGAUCGAGGACUUUGAGAGUCAGAUCGAGAGUCUGAAUCGGGAGCAGCUGAGCAAACAGUCCGAUCUUGAAGAAAAGAAGAAUAAGGAGAGAGAUUUUGGCGAUAAGAUCAACACCGAUACGAAGGCCUUGGAGAAGAUGACUAAUAAGCAGAGCCUGCUGUUGAAGAAGAAAGAAGAAUGUAUGCGUAAGAUUCGCGAGUUGGGCUCCUUGCCGAGCGACGCCUUUGAGAAGUAUGUGCACCUCUCCCUCAAGCAACUCUUCAAGAAGUUGGAGCAGUGUAACUCGGAGCUCAAGAAGUACAGCCACGUCAAUAAGAAGGCUUUGGAUCAAUUUGUCAACUUCUCCGACCAGAAGGAGAAGUUGAUCAAUCGGAAGGAGGAGCUGGACAAGGGUCAUGCUUCCAUUACUGACCUGAUGAAUGUACUGGAAUUGAGAAAGUACGAGGCUAUCCAGCUGACGUUCAAACAAGUUUCCAAAUACUUCAGUGAAGUCUUCAAUAAACUGGUACCCGCCGGUAAAGCAACCCUCGUCAUGAAGAAGGGAGACAGUGAAUCAUCCCAAGAGCUUGAUUCAGAAUCAUCUCAGUCGGGUGUGCCCCUCGUGGAGCAGUUCACUGGAGUUUGCAUCAAGGUAUCCUUCUCCGGUAAAACCAGCGAGACUCGGGAGAUGCAGCAACUCUCCGGCGGGCAGAAAUCCUUGGUGGCCUUGACCCUUAUCUUUGCCAUCCAGAAAUGUGACCCGGCACCCUUCUACCUCUUUGAUGAGAUAGACUCUGCGCUUGACGCUCAGCACAGGAAAUCUGUCGCAGAUAUGCUUCAUGAGUUGUCCGGCAAUGCCCAAUUCAUCACAACCACCUUCCGACCAGAGCUUCUGGAGUCUGCCGAUAAAUUCUAUGGAGUCAAAUUUAGAAACAAGGUCAGUCAUAUUGAUGUCAUCUCUAAGGAUCAAGCCAAAGAUUUCCUGGAGGACGACAUCACACAAAGCUAAAAAGUCAACCUUCU
Asterias rubens (European starfish) is the source of this 3799-nucleotide messenger RNA. RefSeq names its product structural maintenance of chromosomes protein 3-like. The record is from RefSeq and is a predicted model, not a curated record. The coding region runs from base 168 to 3785 and encodes 1205 amino acids. Gene Ontology annotation, cellular component: chromosome. Gene Ontology annotation, molecular function: cohesin loader activity; ATP hydrolysis activity; ATP binding. The transcript has 29 exons. Lineage: Eukaryota; Metazoa; Echinodermata; Asteroidea; Forcipulatida; Asteriidae. Gene Ontology annotation, biological process: mitotic sister chromatid cohesion.